AAAGAUGCUAUUAAAAACUAAGUAUUGUGAUAUCUUUGACAUCGGCAGCGAGAUAAAAGUCACGCGGUUAUGUUUGGUGAUUGACGAAUCCGGUUGUGUAUGAGAUGUAAUAGUGGUAUAUACAAAAAUGCUGAAACCUAAAGCUUUAACGCAGGUUUUAAGCCAGGCAAAUACCGGCGGAGUGGAGAAUACGCUGCUGUUGAACCAUGAAGGUGCUCUUCUGGCCUACAGUGGCUAUGGAGACAGGGAUGCAAGAGUGACAGCGGCAAUUGCGAGCAACAUUUGGUCAGCAUAUGAGAAGAAUGGAAGGAAUGCGUUCAAGGAAGACAAUCUCCAGCUGGUGUUAAUGGAAUGCACAGAAGGAAAAGUGGCAGUGACACAGGUUGCUAAUCUGCUCCUCUGUCUGUAUGCAAAAGAAGGUGUUGGAUUUGGGCUUCUAAAAGAAAAAGCACAGGCACUUGCAAAGUACUUGGAUGGACCACUGAAACAAGUUGCAACAUCAUAAAUAAAAUGGAUUUCAACUUUGUUACAGCCAAUUAAUGCUUAUUUAUUUACACUGUAAUUUUAUAUAAUUAAAAUACAAAGUGAUCUCAUAAUGUUACAGUUCACACUUAAGUCAUCAGUUAUUAAGGCAAAUUAGUUUUAAUACUUGUAUGGUUUUUAUAAUUGAUAGUGCUACACAAAUUUAUUGUUGCUUCUGACAUUGCUGAUCGAUAUUCUUGUUUCGCGCCUUUGAGCAAAUACAUUUGAAGUAUAAUUGUACCACAAA
Schistocerca americana (American grasshopper) is the source of this 769-nucleotide messenger RNA. RefSeq names its product ragulator complex protein LAMTOR2 (gene Lamtor2). The record is from RefSeq and is a predicted model, not a curated record. The transcript is spliced from 3 exons. Gene Ontology annotation, molecular function: molecular adaptor activity; guanyl-nucleotide exchange factor activity. Gene Ontology annotation, cellular component: Ragulator complex. Gene Ontology annotation, biological process: positive regulation of TOR signaling; cellular response to amino acid stimulus. NCBI's taxonomy places the organism in Eukaryota, Metazoa, Arthropoda, Insecta, Orthoptera, Acrididae. The coding region runs from base 128 to 505 and encodes 125 amino acids.